AUGGAGAGGUACUUCGAAGCUACUAAUGUCCAAAGUGAGCAAGAGAGGGUGAACAUUGCAACCGGGUGUCUUGAGGACCAUGCAAUAGCGUGGUGGCAACGAAAGCAUGCCGAGAUUAUGCAAGGUACAUGCAUCAUCAACAUUUGGGAGUUGCUCAAGUGUGAGAUUAAAAAGCAAUUCUAUCCGGGCAACGUGGCAUAUGAAGCACGGAAGAAGAUGUGGGAGCUUAAGCACACGGGGCCGAUUUCCAGGUAUGUGGAUGAAUUCUCUAAGCUUAUGCUUCAAGUUGAUAACAUGAAUUUGGAAGAUUUGCUAUUUAAUUUUAUGGAGGGGCUCCAACCCUGGGCACAACGGGAGCUCCAAAGGCGUCAAGUAGCCAACAUCUCUACAGCCCUUACCGAAGCGGACACCCUUGUUGAGUUCCACAAGGGAGAGACAUCCAAGCCGAAGAAGGAUGGCAAGUCUGAUCACGGCAAAGGUGGGGGAGGAAAGGGAGACAAACCAUCCCACCGAGAAAAGGGAGAUAAGCCGCCGCACAAGAAAGAAUGGCGGAAGUAUGGCAAGAAGGAGUACAAGCGUCGUGAGAAUUGCUAUCUUUGUGAUGGGGACCACUGGAUCCGUGACUGCCCCAAGCGCAAGGCUUUCAAUGCCAUGUUCGAAGAGAAACAACCUGAGACAUCCGCAUCCGAGACAGCCAACAUGGGAUGCCUCCAACUUCUCAAUGCCUUGAAGGUAAAGCCCGCACAACCGAAAGCUCAAGACAAGUCCCUUAUGCACGUUGAAGCCACCAUCAAUGGGAAGAAAGUUCAAGCCUUGUUGGACACGGGUGCUUCCCAUAACUUCAUCAAAGAUAGCGAGGCAAGACGAUUAGGCCUCAAGGUGGAGAAAUCAGACGGAUGGCUCAAGACGGUGAAUGCUGAAGCUAAACCACUUGGGGGCGUGGCUCGGAACGUUGAGCUACAUCUUGGCACAUGGAGCGGCAAGGUAUCAUUUUCUGUUGCACCUUUAGAUGAUUUUAACCUUGUUCUUGGCAUGGAGUUUCUCAGGCAAUUCAAUGCGGUACCCCUACCGCGAUACAACUCUAUGUGCAUCCUGAAGGGAGUCCCGUGCAUGGUUCCAACCGUGAGCAAAGUCGCACCAAGCAACCAACUCUCCGCAAUGCAAAUUGAGAAGGGACUUAAGCGAAAGGAAGAGACCUUUCUCACCAUGGUGCAUGAGUUGGAAGACGAGGGAGGUGUGGACACCAUGGAGCCGGUACCGGGGGAAAUAUCCAAAGUCCUUGAAGAAUACAAGGACGUCAUGCCAUCCGAGUUGCCAAAAUGCCUACCACCUAGGAGGGAGGUGGACCAUAAAACCAAGCUAGAGCCGGGAGCCAAACCACCUGCCAAAGCUCCAUACCGGAUGUCGCCACUGGAAUUAGACGAGUUGCAGAGACAACUCAAAGAACUCUUAGAGGCCGGAUUUAUCAAGCCUUCAAAAGCACCAUACGGAGCUCCGGUCCUCUUUCAAAAGAAGCAUGAUGGGUCGCUUCGCCUUUGCAUCGACUAUCGGGCACUUAAUAAGGUAACCAUAAAAAACAAAUAUCCCAUUCCACUAAUUGCCGAUUUGUUUGAUCAACUUGGACAGGCCAAGUACUUUUCUAAGCUUGAUUUGAGAUCGAGGUAUUACCAAGUGCGGAUCGCGGAAGGAGAUGAGCCAAAGACCGCAUGUGUGACGCGUUACGGAGCCUUUGAGUUCAAAGUCAUGCCAUUCGGCCUCACCAAUGCCCCUGCCACAUUUUGCACGCUUAUGAACCACAUCUUCCAUCCAGGUCAAAAUGUACUAGAAAGUACCUGA
This is a messenger RNA of Pistacia vera, 1836 nucleotides long. RefSeq lists its product as uncharacterized. Gene Ontology annotation, molecular function: aspartic-type endopeptidase activity. The transcript has a single exon. Gene Ontology annotation, biological process: proteolysis. The record is from RefSeq and is a predicted model, not a curated record. The coding region runs from base 1 to 1836 and encodes 611 amino acids. NCBI's taxonomy places the organism in Eukaryota, Viridiplantae, Streptophyta, Magnoliopsida, Sapindales, Anacardiaceae.